CUAUUUUGGUUCCCACUCCACGGACCCCUUAAUUACAUAAUCACCUCGAGCCGCGUCGAGGCAGAACCCCCAAAACAACGCCUCCGCUUCCUCCUUCUGCAGUCCUUUCUUCGGUCUGCGCUCGUCCUCAGACGGUCUCUUGUCUUUUGCGCGUCGGUAUCUGCUCCUUCUCCUUCCUAUCUUCACAUCAAACCCGACCCUACAGUGGCAUUCAAUCCACACGUCUUCUCUGCAGCUAUGCAGCAGCAGCAGACCGCUCAUCGCAGGCCAAUCCCUUCUCCCGACAACCCUCGUUUCAACUCGCAGCAGCCGCCGCCGCGUUUGGCCUCCUUCGCCGGCUCCUCCGUCUCCUCUACCUCCGCCGCCGCGCCUUUUUAUCAGGAUGCCCGCCGCUCGGUCUCUGCGUCAACCGCGACCACAAUGAGCUCGGCAUCGCGACAGCUCUCCCUGGGCUCGCAGCAGCUACCCGCGUCCCUAUUCCAGAUCGCGGUCUCCCUGAUUACGCGUCUGCAGACCGUCCCCGGCCUCGAGCUCUACCUCUCGCAGGCGCGCUUCUCCGCCCCGACCGACACGCCUUCAAUGCUUCUCUCUGCGUCCUCGUUCGACUCUGCUGUCACGCCGCAUGCGGGCGCGAGCGAAAAACCGGAGCCGUCGUUUGAGAAGGACUCGAACGACAUCGACCCCGUCACGCAGCUCUGGCGGUUUCUCCGACAGGGCACCUCGCUCUGCGUGCUUUUGAACGAGGUCACGAACGCGCUCAAGCUCAAGGAGAGCAUAGACGACGCAGAAUUAACCGACGACGACAACGACUCCAGCAUUCACACCAGCAUCAACUCUAGAAACAAUCACAGCAACAACAACAACAACAGCGGCAGCAGUAGCAGCAGUAGCAACAGCAGCCGCAACACCACCCUUCACCACUCCGACGAGGACGAGGACGAUGACGACACGUCGACUUUGACAAACGGAUCUUUACUUAUUGUGCCCGACUCUCGGAUCCUGCCUCCGUCACAGCAGGAUUUAAAAACAUGCAAACGCGGCGUGUACGAGUUUGUGCACGCCUGCAAGCUACGUUUGGGAUUUGCGGACGAGGACUUGUUCACGGUAAUGAACGUGUUUUCGGACGACACGACCGACCUGCUCAAAGUGACGCGGACUGUUCAUCUCGUGCUCGAUCUGUGGGACGACGCGACGCAGAGCAGUCCGUCGCCGACGACGGCGGAGGAGAGCACGUCUUCGGUAUCGACGGACUCGCUACCGUCGAAUCACCGAUCAAAAGUCGUGCAAGAGCUACUGCAGACCGAGCGCAGAUACGUACAGGAUCUCGAGCGACUGCAUGUGUAUAUGAAGCAGCUGCAGCAUGAAGAGAUUGUAUCUGCGGACACGAUUCAUUUUCUUUUCCCGAACCUGAACGCGCUCGUCGAUUUCCAGCGAAAGUUCUUGGUCGGUGUAGAGACAAAUGCGCGGAUGCCGCAGUCGCAGCAGCGGUUUGGCGCGCUUUUUCUGUCUGCCGAGCUGGCGUUUGCGGUGUACGAGACGUAUGCGUCGCAGCAGAAGCGCGCUUCGGAUCUGGCGAUUCACGAGGCGCCUAAACUUGCUAAGCUGUCGCAUUUGAUUGAGCCGAGCUAUGAGCUGCCAUCGAUUUUGAUAAAGCCUAUUCAGCGCAUCUGUAAAUAUCCUCUGCUGCUGAAGGAACUAUUGAAAUACUCACCGGAAAGUGAUGAUGGUUAUGCAGAACUAUUGGAUGGAUUUCACGCGAUGAAGCGAGUGACUGAUCGGGUGAAUGAGAAACAAAGACAGACGGAAAACAAGCAAACUGUCGCGUCGCUUUGUGCGCGCAUAGAUGACUGGAAGGGACACAAUAUAGAGUUUUUUGGAGACUUGCUGUACGAUGGAUUAUUCCAGAUGGUGGAUGUGGACAAGGAGUAUCAUAUAUACCUGUUUGAGAACAUUUUGCUGUUUUGCAAAGAGGAGAUGAUUACGAGUCCGUUGUCGAUUGGUGGACGUGCGCCGUCGACGACUACGCUUUCGGGAACAGGCAGCGGAGCCGGGUCGGUGCCGAUGUCUGCGUCUUCGAGUUCAUCGGGGACGAGCACGAAGAAGAAGAAGCACAAUAUGGGCCUGUCGUCGGUGGGAAAGAAGGCUAGUCUGUCUUCGUUCUCGACGGUGUCGAUAUCGCAUCCGUUUUCGUCGUCGUUAGCGACGGGCGGGGGCGGAGCGCUGUAUCUGGAAGGACGGGUGUAUAUCGACAAUGUGAUUGACGUGACGACGUCGAUGACAAAGGUCGAGUAUGGCGAUCCGAUUGCGACGAGCGGGUACCAUCUGACGAUAUACUGGCGAUUCCAGUCCGCCCCGAACGGGCACAGUGCGGACACGCGAGCGGACGCCAACAAGUUUUCGAUUCGAUUCCGCAACGAGGAGAUGCUGCGGCAGUGGGAAGCGACGCUGAGGCAGCUGAUUGAGAGCCGGAAGCAGCAGCGGGCGGCGGAGCAGGCGAAUAUGACUACGCCCACGCUGUCGAAUCCGAACGGGUUUGUGCCGUCGCAUAACCACUCGAACUCGCUGUCAGCGUUUGCGGCGGCGCGCAACCGGCGGCAGUCGGACGAGACGUCGUCGACGGUGUCUACGGCGUCGUCGAACGUGAUGCAGCAUGUGUCGUCUGCGUCGUCAGCGUUGACGCAGCCGGCGGUGGCAGGCGCGGGCGGGCCGUAUGUGGUUGCGGCGGAGACGGGCCCGGCGCGGCCGCCGGGAUCGAUCAAGCUGCGGCUGUCGUUCCACACGGACAGCUAUAUGGUUCUGCUGCCGGCGAACAUGACGUUUUCGGACAUGGUGUCGAAGGUGGAGAAGAAGCUGCGGUUGUGCAACGGGGCCGCGUUUGACGAGAUGGUGGAGACGAAUCUCGCGGCGGGGGUGAGUGGGUGCGGGGGGAUGGGGUAUAGGCUGAAGUACCGGGACGAGGACGGGGACAUGGUUGUGCUCGAGAGCGCGGGGGAUUGGGAGGUUGCGCUGGAGAGCGGAGCGGAGGAGGGGGUGGUGGACAUGUCGAUAUACUGAGUGUUUUUGUUUUUGUUUUUGUUUAUGUUUUUUAUUUUCUGUUCUCUUUUAUUUCUCUUUAUUCACGGGACAGUACACGCACGCACUAGCACUUGUGAAGGGGUUUGGAGUUACAAAACCAUUGAUUAUCAUCAGAAAGAAGUAGACACCGCGUCAGACACGCGUUGAGGGUUAGGCGUAGUAAGCAGGGGCCGGGAGGGUUCGGGUUUUCCCGGCAGCCGCCUGGUCCGCGAGCAGCUGGUUCUUUGG
Messenger RNA from Myxozyma melibiosi, 3303 nucleotides. RefSeq lists its product as uncharacterized. Lineage: Eukaryota; Fungi; Ascomycota; Lipomycetes; Lipomycetales; Lipomycetaceae. The record is from RefSeq and is a predicted model, not a curated record. Gene Ontology annotation, molecular function: guanyl-nucleotide exchange factor activity. Gene Ontology annotation, biological process: intracellular signal transduction; septin ring organization; establishment of cell polarity. Gene Ontology annotation, cellular component: division septum; cytoplasm; nucleus. The coding region runs from base 238 to 3054 and encodes 938 amino acids. The transcript is spliced from 2 exons.